Messenger RNA from Apis cerana (Asiatic honeybee), 898 nucleotides. RefSeq names its product protein FRA10AC1. Gene Ontology annotation, molecular function: phosphatase activity. NCBI's taxonomy places the organism in Eukaryota, Metazoa, Arthropoda, Insecta, Hymenoptera, Apidae. Gene Ontology annotation, biological process: dephosphorylation. The record is from RefSeq and is a predicted model, not a curated record.
AUUUGAAAUAAAAGCAGUUUUAUAAGAAGAAAACAUGUUUCCGGCUUAUUCAUAUUUAUCAGCUUAUGAUAGACAUAAAAAACUUAUUAAUGACUAUUUUACAUUGUAUGGAGGUUCGGUAUCAUCUUUAGAACGAGACACGUCCCGAGACAAGACAGACUAUGAUGUUAUUAAAGAAAACCAUAGAUUUUUAUGGGAUCAGGAUAAAGAUGAACCAAAUACAUGGGGUGCUCGUUUGGCAAAGAAAUAUUAUGAUAAAUUAUUUAAAGAAUAUUGUAUAGCAGAUUUAACAUAUUAUAAGCAAAACAAGGUUGCUUUAAGAUGGAGGACAGAAAAAGAAGUUAUCAUUGGUAAAGGACAAUUUGAAUGUGGAAAUAAAAAAUGUAAAAAUAAGGAACAACUUAAAUCUUGGGAAGUAAAUUUUGGUUAUAUAGAGCAUGGUCAAAAAAAGAAUGCUCUUGUCAAAUUAAGAUUGUGUCCUGAAUGUUCCAUAAAGUUGAAUUAUAGAUCUCAAAAGAGAGAAGCAAAAAAACAUAAAAUAUUAAAAAGAUUAGGAACAAAUAUAGAAACAUCUAAUAAUACACCUAGUACUUCUACAGUUAAAAUUGAAGAGAAUAAAGCUAUAAAUAAUAUUGAAAAAUCAAUUGAAGAGAAAGAUGAAUCUAAAAUUUGGAAAGAAAAACCAAUUGAAGAUUUGGAAAAAACAAGAGAGGAAGAAUUCGAAGAAUAUUUAGCAGAUCUAUUAAUCUAAAAAACAAUUUAUUUUAAUAAUUAAAAUUAUAUUAGCAAUAUCUAUAAAAUUAAUUUUUGUUAUAGAUAUUGUUUAAAAAAAAUAUAAGAAUUUCUAUAUAUACAAAAAAAAGUUAAAUUCAUUUUCAAAUAAAUAUAACAAUUAUAA